AUGUCAAACGAUAUUAGCAACCAAAUAACACAAACAGUAACGAAAUGUAAAUAUUUUUCAUUGGCGUUGGAUGAAACUUGUGGUUUGAAGAGUAUGUCACAGCUAGCCAUCUUCGUGAGGUGUGUUGAUGAAAAUUUUAAUGUAUUUCAAGAUUUAUUAGAGCUCAGCCAGUUGGAAACUACCAGUACCGGAAAAGACAUAUUUAUAAAAAUCAAGGAAUGUGUCGACAGAGAAGGUAUAGUGUGGGAAAAAAUUAAUUCUGUUUGUACUGAUGGAGCACCCGCUAUGACGGGAAAAAUAAAUGGUUGUGUGGCCUUGUUAAAACAGUUCUUAGGCCGAGAAUUAUUUUCAUAUCAUUGUAUCAUCCAUCAGGAAGCUUUAUGUGCCAAAGAUAUGAAGUUUAAUGAUGUUAUUGAUCCUGUAGUACGCUGUAUUAAUUAUAUCCGAGCCAAAGCCCUUCAUCGAAGACAAUUCAGAGUUUUAUUUGAAGAAGAAAUCAAUGAAUUCGAUAUAAGAGGAAAACUAGAAAAUACUUCGCCUGACAUCUCGAAAUAUCAAACACAAAUUCAAUUAUUGUUGCAGUCUUUUGAGAACAGAUUUCAGGAUUUUGAGAAGGACAAAAAUAAUAUUUUGUUUUUCAUGAACCCUUUUUCAAUCACUUUUAAUGAAAUACAAAAAUAUUCAUGCAAUAUCCAGUUGGAAAUCACAGAAAUUCAAAAUCACGUUUCCUUGAAGCAGAUAUUUACCGAAAUUGUAUCAUUACAACCACAACUGCAGUCUUCAGAAAAUUUAUUAAAAUUUUGGAAAUUAGUACCAAAAGAAGACUAUCCUACAUUGUGUGAUCUUGCCUUGAAGAUUUCAAGCAGAUUUGGAUCAGAUUUGUGA
Sipha flava (yellow sugarcane aphid) is the source of this 885-nucleotide messenger RNA. Its product is annotated as general transcription factor II-I repeat domain-containing protein 2B-like. Lineage: Eukaryota; Metazoa; Arthropoda; Insecta; Hemiptera; Aphididae. The transcript has 2 exons. The coding region runs from base 1 to 885 and encodes 294 amino acids. The record is from RefSeq and is a predicted model, not a curated record.